AUGAAGAUGGAACCAGCUUGAAUUCAAGCAUCCUGGCAGCACUUCAAAAAAUGCAGGAUGGCUAUUUUGGUGGGGCAAGGAUUCAAACAGGCAAAUUGUCAGAGUUUUUAACAACAUCUUGCUGCACACACUUGAGCUUCAUGGACCCUGGACCUGAGGGUAAGCUGUACAGUGAAGAUUAUGAUGACAACUAUGAUGAGCUGGAAUCAGGCGACUGGAUGAAUGGCUAUGAUUCAACCAGUAAUGCUCGCUGUGGUGAUGAAGUUGCUCAUUAUUUAGAUCAACUUUUGGCAUACACUGCUCCCCAUCCUAAACUAGCCCCUAUCUCCCAGAAGGGAGGGCUAGAUCGGUUCCGAGCUGCUGUGCAAACAACCUGCAACUUAAGGUCCUUGGUGACCAAGGCCAAGGAGCUGCAUGUACAGAAUGUUCACAUGUAUCUUCCUACGAAGUUAUUUCAGGCUUCCUGGCCUUCAUUCAACUUACUUGACUCAACUCAUCCCUCACAGGAGGACCAGGUUCCCUCUGUUCAUGUGGAAAUACAUCUUCCUAGAGACCAGUCAGGGGAGGUGGACUUCAAAGCACUAGUUUUACAGUUGAAGGAGACCUCAAGUUUACAAGAACAAGCUGAUAUCCUCUACAUGCUGUAUACUAUGAAAGGACCUGACUGGGACACUGAAAUGUAUGAUGAAGGGAGUGCUACAGUCAGAGAGCUUCUUAUUGAACUGUAUGUCAGAGUUGGGGAAAUUCGUCACUGGGGCCUGAUCCGAUACAUCUCUGGGAUCUUAAGGAAGAAAGUGGAAGCACUUGAUGAGGCCUGCACAGACCUUCUCUCCCACCAGAAACACUUAACAGUGGGACUCCCUCCAGAACCUCGAGAAAAGACCAUCUCUGCACCUCUGCCCUAUGAGGCGCUUACUCAGCUAAUAGAUGAAGCCAGUGAAGGGGACAUGAGCAUUUCGAUCCUUACACAGGAAAUAAUGGUAUAUCUAGCCAUGUAUAUGCGAACUCAGCCUGGCCUGUUUGCUGAAAUGUUUCGACUUCGAAUUGGUCUGAUCAUACAAGUUAUGGCAACAGAACUGGCCCACUCCCUUCGAUGCUCAGCUGAGGAAGCCACAGAAGGCCUGAUGAAUCUCAGCCCUUCAGCCAUGAAGAACCUCCUGCAUCACAUUCUCAGUGGCAAGGAGUUUGGAGUGGAACGAAGUGUUCGUCCCACUGAUUCAAAUGUCAGUCCUGCUAUUUCUAUCCACGAGAUUGGUGCUGUUGGAGCAACCAAAACGGAACGUACUGGGAUCAUGCAGUUAAAAAGUGAGAUAAAGCAGGUGGAAUUUCAUAGACUGUCUAUCUCAGCAGAGAGCCAGUCACCUGGAACCUCUGUGACUCCAACUAGUGGGUCCUUUCCUAGUGCAUAUGGUCAACAGACAUCUAAAGAUAGUCGUCAAGGUCAAUGGCAACGCCGAAGAAGGCUGGAUGGAGCACUGAAUAGAGUCCCAGUUGGAUUUUAUCAAAAAGUAUGGAAGGUUUUGCAGAAGUGUCAUGGACUUUCUGUGGAAGGUUUUGUUCUUCCAUCUUCAACUACUAAGGAGAUGACUCCAGGCGAGAUUAAAUUCUCUGUUCAUGUGGAAUCUGUCCUGAAUCGUGUACCUCAGCCAGAGUACCGCCAGCUUCUGGUUGAAGCUAUCCUUGUCCUCACCAUGCUGGCAGACAUUGAAAUUCAUAGCAUUGGAAGCAUCAUUGCUGUGGAAAAAAUAGUGCAUAUUGCCAAUGACUUGUUCCUUCAAGAACAGAAAACUCUCGGCGCAGAUGACAUCAUGUUGGCAAAGGAUCCUGCAUCUGGCAUCUGUACUCUUCUGUAUGACAGUGCACCUAGUGGCAGGUUUGGCACCAUGACCUACCUCUCCAAGGCAGCUGCCACCUACGUGCAGGAGUUCCUGCCACACAGCAUCUGUGCCAUGCAGUGAAGGCUUUGGGUCCAGGCUGCUAGGAGUCUUUUGACAGCUGGUCCCUGCCUCAGUUAAUUGUGCAUGGAACUGAAAUGUUAUUGCCUGAUCACUCCUAUCCUGCCCCCUUCUAUCCCAUCCCUCCCAAGAAGAGAGAACUUUUCAGAUAAACUAACUGCCUUAGGAGAGGUGGACCUUUACCUGGAGGCUCACCUCCAGUGUGCAUAUGGUCAACCAGGCCUUUCAUUAUUGGCUUAAUUCUUUGAUGGUUCAUAAAAGUUUGCAUGUGGUUUUUUUUCCUCCAGAUCUGUUACCAACUUCAUUUUCUAACUCCUGUUUGGGGAGCAGGUAUUAAUAACAACUUAUUCCUAAAGUCUGUGUUUUCUUGUGUGUGGUUUUAUUGUGUGUAUGAGUGGUAGGUCCUUUGGGGCAUUAUUUCAAGUGAGUAAAUCCUAAAUUGUUGCA
This is a messenger RNA of Galeopterus variegatus (Sunda flying lemur), 2402 nucleotides long. RefSeq names its product phosphorylase b kinase regulatory subunit alpha, skeletal muscle isoform-like. Lineage: Eukaryota; Metazoa; Chordata; Mammalia; Dermoptera; Cynocephalidae. Gene Ontology annotation, biological process: glycogen metabolic process. The record is from RefSeq and is a predicted model, not a curated record. Gene Ontology annotation, cellular component: phosphorylase kinase complex. Gene Ontology annotation, molecular function: calmodulin binding. The annotation marks the transcript as partial. The transcript has 16 exons.